Myotis davidii is the source of this 2752-nucleotide messenger RNA. RefSeq names its product nuclear receptor subfamily 5 group A member 1 (gene NR5A1). Bases 1 to 1332 code for a protein of 443 amino acids. Gene Ontology annotation, cellular component: RNA polymerase II transcription regulator complex. Lineage: Eukaryota; Metazoa; Chordata; Mammalia; Chiroptera; Vespertilionidae. Gene Ontology annotation, biological process: regulation of transcription by RNA polymerase II; tissue development; hormone-mediated signaling pathway. The transcript is spliced from 6 exons. Gene Ontology annotation, molecular function: zinc ion binding; nuclear receptor activity; RNA polymerase II cis-regulatory region sequence-specific DNA binding. The record is from RefSeq and is a predicted model, not a curated record.
AUGGUGGAUGGUGACAUGCAGAAAGCCAGCAUGGAACGCAUGCAGGAGGGUUUCUUCAAGCGCACGGUGCAGAACAACAAGCACUACACGUGCACCGAGAGCCAGAGCUGCAAGAUCGACAAGACGCAGCGCAAGCGCUGUCCCUUCUGCCGCUUCCAGAAGUGCCUGACGGUGGGGAUGCGUCUGGAAGCUGUCCGUGCUGACCGCAUGCGUGGUGGCCGGAACAAAUUCGGGCCCAUGUACAAGCGGGACCGGGCCCUGAAGCAGCAGAAGAAGGCACAGAUUCGAGCCAAUGGCUUCAAGAUGGAGACAGGCCCCCCAGCGGGGGUGCCCCCACCCCCACCUCCCCCGCCGGACUACUUGCUACCCCCUGGCCUGCACGCGCCAGAGCCCAAGGGCCUGGCCUCUGGGCCUCCUGCUGGGCCGCUGGGCGACUUUGGGGCCCCAGCACUGCCCAUGGCCGUGCCCGGUGCCCACGGGCCCUUGGCCGGCUACCUGUAUCCUACCUUCCCUGGCCGUGCCAUCAAGUCUGAGUACCCAGAGCCCUACGCCAGCCCGCCACAGCCCGGGCCGCCCUAUGGCUACCCAGAGCCCUUCUCCGGAGGGCCUGGCGUGCCUGAGCUCAUCCUGCAGCUGCUGCAGCUGGAGCCAGAUGAGGACCAGGUGCGGGCGCGCAUCCUGGGCUGCCUGCAGGAGCCGGCCAAAGGCCGCUCCGAACAGCCUGCGCCCUUCAGCCUGCUGUGCAGGAUGGCUGACCAGACCUUCAUCUCCAUCGUCGACUGGGCACGCAGGUGCAUGGUCUUCAAGGAGCUGGAGGUGGCCGACCAGAUGACGCUGCUGCAGAACUGCUGGAGCGAGCUGCUGGUGUUCGACCACAUCUACCGCCAGAUCCAGCACGGCAAGGAGGACAGCAUCCUGCUGGUCAUCGGGCAGGAGGUGGAGCUGAGCACGGUGGCCGCCCAGGCCGGCUCCCUGCUGCACAGCCUGGUGCUGCGGGCGCAGGAGCUCGUCCUGCAGCUGCACGCGCUGCAGCUGGACCGCCAGGAGUUCGUCUGCCUCAAGUUCCUCAUCCUCUUCAGCCUCGAUGUGAAGUUCCUGAACAACCACAGCCUGGUGAAGGACGCUCAGGAGAAGGCCAACGCCGCGCUGCUGGAUUACACCCUGUGCCACUACCCGCACUGCGGGGACAAGUUCCAGCAGCUGCUGCUGUGCUUGGUGGAGGUGCGGGCGCUGAGCAUGCAGGCCAAGGAGUACCUGUACCACAAGCACCUGGGCAACGAGAUGCCCCGCAACAACCUGCUCAUCGAGAUGCUGCAAGCCAAGCAGACUUGAGCCUGGGCCGGGCGGGGCCAGGACCUGGACCGGGGCUGGGGGAGGGGUCACGGCCACCCGCUCAGCCCUCCAGAUGGUUUAUUUUAUUAUGCUGACCCAGGAGCCCCACCCUGUAGGCCGAUGCCCCCUCAGCUCUCUGAAGCCCUGUGUUUGGGAAAUGAGUGAGGGUGGGCAGCGCCUGGCCAAGGUGGGUGGCCCCGCUAGCCACUGGCACUUGCCUGACACUCAAGUGCCCCCAGGCGGUGGCUGCUAGCCACCCUCUUCCCCUCCUCCUGCUCCCCGCUCCCAGUUGUCUGUCCUGGAGCCUGGAGCACAGGUCCAGGGAGGAGGUUUGGGAAUUCCUGGUGGGCCUGGAUGUCCCUUAGGUCAGAAGUCAUCCCUUCCCCUCUCCUGGAAACAGAAGCAGAAAGAGGUUGAGUGGCAUCAACUGGGGGAGGGGGGUCCCCAGAACCCCCUCCAAGGGACCAGGAGGGAAGCCCUCUGUUUAGUAAACUGGGGCUGACAGUUUGCAAAAUCGAACAGGGACUAGAGGACACUGGGAGAUGGUGAGGACAGAGAGACCUCCUCCUCAGCCCUCUACCCCCUCUGACUCCUGCUGGGGAGAGCGUUGACGUGUUAUCUGAAAAGAAUUUUGCUACAAUCAUCUUUCUCUCCCUCUCUCACCGGAGAAGUUCGGCACAAUCAGCAGUCUAGCCCCGCCCACAGCUGGCCCGCCCAGGCUGGUAUUUAUCUGCACGGCUGCCAGGCAGUAGGCAAGAGGUUUUCUGUUUUGUUUGUUUUUGAAUCGAGAUACUCCUUGCAAGGUGUGUAUGGGUAGGGGGCAGACUGGAGGACUGAGGCCGGGGCCUGGGGCUAGCACCAAGUAUAGCCCAUGGUUCCUCCCCACACGCCCUCGUAUGAAGGACCCCACCGGUGGUGCUGGGCCAUGGUUUCCGGGACCCCACUCCAAUCCAGAGGAGAGCUGUCGCUUGCCCCUCACCCCGUCCGAUGAACAUCAGGGUGCCCUGUGGAGCUCAGGGUCUCUGUGGGUGGGAAUACAGGUGGCCUUGGGGAGGGUGCAUGGGUCUCCAGAUCAGGGACAUGGUGGAGAAGCCCUUCCUCGUUGGCCCUGUCCCAUUAGGUCCCUUGCUGCAAACCCUCGAAGCUGGACCCCAACUCCCUGGCCUCCUGCCCUAUGUCCUGAAAGACACUCAGGCACUAGGGAGAGGCCUCAGCUGUCCUCUGUCCUGGGCUGGGCACCCACCCAUCCUGCUUUCACGUCACCAUUGCAGCUUGCGCUGAGCCUGCCCAGGGACUGGGCUCCCCUGCCCCCUGCCUUCCUGUCUCAGUCCCCACCCCUGCCCACUGAAGCGUGUGCCCCUGCCAAGGCCGGACACCCACAGCCCCAAACGAGAAGUGCCCUUAAGAACCCCAGCCCCCG